Zootoca vivipara (common lizard) is the source of this 7251-nucleotide messenger RNA. RefSeq names its product FYVE, RhoGEF and PH domain containing 1 (gene FGD1). NCBI's taxonomy places the organism in Eukaryota, Metazoa, Chordata, Lepidosauria, Squamata, Lacertidae. The record is from RefSeq and is a predicted model, not a curated record. Gene Ontology annotation, biological process: filopodium assembly; cytoskeleton organization. Gene Ontology annotation, cellular component: cytoplasm. Gene Ontology annotation, molecular function: guanyl-nucleotide exchange factor activity; metal ion binding.
AGGAGAGGGAGGGGAGGAGGAAGCGAAGGGGGAAUGGGAGCAGACACUCCAACGUGGAUAAGCUUUCAAGCUUGCUUUCUGAUACAUUCCUGGCCAAGGCGAUGCUUCUUGCAAGAGCUGCGCUGACUUGUUGCAAGGAUCUGUCUUGGGGGGGGGGCACACGCGCGCGCGCAGCCAAUCCAGACUGUAUCCAUCGCUCGCUCUCCCCCACCCGCCUUCCCUUUCUUUGCUCAAGCGUGUGGAUCUAUUCGGUCGAUUUAGCUGCAUUCUGAUCCACUCUCUUUUUUGAAGGGGAUCGGGCCGCUUGAUGGGGAAUCUCAGCAGCCUGGCGUUUGGAGGGCUACCUCGGAGGGAUUUUGGAGGGGACUGAAGGAGCGGGUGCGGGGGGUUGCCGCGCGAUCAUGCAGCGGGCCAGCGUGAUGGGGAUGCCCUGCCCGGAACCCAGUGGAUCUUAUUCCCAACAGUUCAAAGCCAUGAGGUUUUCGUACCACAUCGAGACGGGAGCAGCUUCCUCUCCCCAGAUCCGAGCCGGUCCUGCUCAGCCCCCACGGCUCCUGGUCAAGAGCCUCUCCUUGGAGCCUAGUCCAGAACAUCGCUCUCCAGAAGCCCCUCAGCGACUCAUCUCUGAUCCAGGACCUGACAGCAGCGAAGGAGAAGUGGCCAAACUCCGGCCACUCAAACGACCCCCAGGACCAAAACCACAAGUCCCUCCUAAACCAGCCCAUCUGCAGAGUAUCCAGCCGCCGCGUCUCCCUGAAUCCAUCCCCCCACCCCCAUCGCGACCACUCCCUGCUGAUCCCCGCUUAAGCCGCAGCCCCCUGCCUAAGGAUGGAUUGGGAACAUUAUCUGCCGUCUCCUGCCUCAUUGAGAAGUUUGAGAGGGAACCUGUAAUCCUGGCUGUCGAGCAGGCCCCGUCGCCGUGCCCCAGUCCAGAUCUCCAGACUCCCGAGACAGGUUCCAUGGAGCCCUCGCUAGACUGCCCAACUUCCCUGGAAUCGGCAGAGCUGGCUCACAAACUCCUGGACCUCCUGGCUCUGGAGGGAGGGCAAGAGUCUGCGGGUGGUGCUGCCUGCUUGCCGUCUCACGAUGGUGGGAAGCUGGCUAACCGAGACAGUGGCAUCGACAGCAUCAGCUCCCCAUCUAACAGUGAGGAGAUCUGCUUUGGGGCUGACGAGGGCACAGGAGAGGGACCGGGGGCCCCCGUGCCUGCUGCUGUCAUCAAGCGUCGCUCAACCCGUGAUUCUGAAGUGGACAGUGACAUGGACGAUGGCAGCGGGGAUGAGGCUGAGCUGCUCCCGGUGCUCCCUCCCCCACAAGCAGAAAGACAGGAUUCCGAGGAGAUGACAGUUCCACAAAAGGUUUUCCGAAUUGCCAACGAGCUUCUCCAAACAGAAAAGGCCUAUGUGUCUCGCCUGUAUCUGCUGGACCAGGUCUUCUGCGCACGUCUGCUGGAAGAAGCACGCAGCCGAAACUCUUUCCCGGUGGACGUGGUGAUGGGUAUUUUUGCCAACAUCUGCUCAAUCUACUGCUUCCACCAGCAGUUCCUGCUCCCAGAAUUGGAGAAACGUAUGGAGGAAUGGGACCAGCACCCGCGCAUCGGGGAUAUCCUGCAGAAACUGGCUCCUUUCCUCAAGAUGUAUGGCGAAUAUGUAAAGAACUUUGACCGUGCCAUGGAGCUUGUCAACACCUGGAUGGAGCGCUCAGCACAGUUCAAGAGCAUCAUCCAUGAAGUGCAGAGGGAAGAGAUAUGUGGGAACCUGACCCUGCAGCACCACAUGCUGGAACCUGUCCAGAGAAUCCCUCGCUACGAACUGCUGCUGAAGGACUAUCUCCUCAAAUUGCCUCAGGACUCGCCCGAUUGCAAGGAUGCUCAGAAAUCCCUAGAACUUAUUGCAACAGCAGCGGAGCACUCAAACGCAGCCAUCCGCAAAAUGGAGAGGAUGCACUCGUUGCUGAAGGUGUACGAGCUGCUUGGAGGUGAGGAAGACAUAGUGAAUCCCACCAAUGAGCUCAUCAAGGAAGGGCACAUCCUGAAGCUUUCUGCCAAGAACGGUACCACACAAGACCGGUACCUGAUCCUGUUCAAUGACUGGUUGCUGUACUGCGUGCCCAAGCUGCGCCUCAUAGGCCAGAAAUUUGGAGUCCGUGCUCGCAUAGAUGUGGAGGGGAUGGAGCUGAAAGAGACCAGCAGCCUCAAUGUGCCCAGGACCUUCCUUGUAUCAGGGAAGCAGCGAUCCCUAGAACUUCAGGCCAGGACUGAAGAGGAGAAGCGAGACUGGAUCCAGGCGAUACAGGCAACAAUUCAGAAACAUGAGCAGACUCUGGAGACAUGCAAGCAGCUGGUCAGUGAGGAUGAAACGCCACCCAAUUCGCCUGGGUGUGAGCUGGGGCGACGGGCCCCCACGCCAAUCCGGGAAAAAGAGGUAACCCUCUGCAUGCAGUGCAAGGAGCCGUUCAAUGCCCUCACCAAGCGGAGGCACCAUUGCCGGGCCUGUGGCCAUGUUGUCUGUGGGAAAUGUUCUGAGUUCCGGGCCCGCCUGGUCUAUGACAACAACCGGCCCAACCGUGUCUGCACUGACUGCUACGCAACGCUACAGGGCUCCCCCGCCAGCCCUGCCCCACAUCCCAACACACCUCAGCGCCGGAGGUCCAUUCUGGAGAAACAGGCUUCCGUGGUGGCAGAGAACAGUGUGAUCUGCAGCUUCUUGCACUACAUGGAAAAAGGAGGGAAGGCCUGGCACAAAGGCUGGUUUGUCGUCCCCGAAAACGAACCCCUGGUGCUGUACAUCUAUGGAGCCCCACAGGAUGUCAAGGCCCAGCGCUCGAUGCCUCUGAUCGGUUUCGAAGUGAGCCUGCCUGAACCCGGCGAGCGGGUGGACCGACGUCACGCCUUCCGGAUCAGCCAGAGCCACCUGUGCUGGUAUUUCAGCCCCGAGACUGAAGAGCUGCGGCAGCGGUGGAUGGAGGUGCUGAGCAGGGCAGGCCGCGGAGAAGAAGGCAGAGGGCCGCCCUCCAUCCAGGAGGCAGAUGAGGAUACGGAGGUGGAGAGAACCUAGAGGCAGAGGGCUGGGCAGCUGGGAAUUGCGGAUUCUGCCUACUUUGGGAACUUGCUCACCGUUCUCUGACCAGUAUACUUGAACGUUCCUUUCUCCCUCUCUCUCUGGCACUUUCUCCCCUUCCUUUUGGUCCGCAUCAACGCAGCCACCCUGCCCCUGCCGCUCUGUGAUGGCAGCAUUCCCAGCCACCCAAAGCUGCAGAGGCGAUGCACGUCACACGUCCUAACGUUUGCUCCAGGCCAGUUCCUGCUCCUAGCACAUAGUAAUCGGAGCACCUCCACUUUCUUCCUUUCGUCCCAUCCUCUAUGCAGGAAGAAAUGGAUCCGAGCGGGUGGAUGUCUUCCUUCCAACACGUGCUUCCCCCCCUUCUUUGCAUCUUAAACCAAGAUCUGUUUUUUCAGUCUCCACUGCUUACUUAGCACUUACUGAACAUAUGUCUUCUGCAGUGGUUUUGGGGAAAUUGGGGCAGGAUAGGGAAGAGUGUUGAAACAAUUCUUUCAGUGGAACACAAACAGGGGCAUGGGAGUUUUCCUCUCUUGAGCAUUUAUUUCCCUUGCUUGUUACCCUCCUCCCUGUAUUUGUGUGAGACUAGGUGGCGUUUUGUCUUGUGAUGUUUCCUCACACAAUACUGACCGUUUUUGGACCUGGAAAGGCUGAUUUGAGGCUGCCUUAGCAGAUGGAUUAUGACGACUUGAAGUCUCUCUCUCUCUCUCUCUCUCUCUCUCUCCCACCCCACCUCCUUGAACAAAACAAGCUUUGAACAAGCAAGCUGGGACAUGAGAGCUAGUUAGAAGAAGAAUGAGCCAGGGUCCUUGUCCUUGCUAUAGCAUGCAGGGUCCCCUCUUACUGAUAAGGCAGCCCCUCCCUCCCAGCAAUUGGACCGUGGUGCCUGCCGCCUGCCACCAUCCAAUCUUCCUGCCUCUGCCAAGGGUUCCAAAGGCACAGCCCACACGAGAGCUCUCCUGUGCAAGCCCUGCUAAGGUGGGUGGGGCUGCACAAGGCUACAGAUGACAUCUUUGUAAUAAUUGCUCUUCCAGUUUCAAUGUGCUUGAAAUUUUACACAUUGCAAAUAUGCUCCAAGGUACUUUCAACACGUGAAAGAAUGCAAUAAAAUCAUGUAGAAGUCAAGAUAAAUCCAACAAUAAAAAGGUGGUGGUGGGGGGUUUGACAGAAAUAAGCUGCCGAAAAUUGAUCAUGUAAAAUAUACAGUACCUGGAAAAAUGUAAUCUACAGUUGAUUUUUCUAAGUGAGCAGCAAAAACUUAUGGCAUGGUGAGAGCAGCCUGUCAAAGGGUUACCCCCUGAAAAGGAAAUGUAUGCCUAAAAACAGGUUAUGGUUAUCAUAUAAUUAUAAAGUUGGGAGGGACCCCAAGGGUCAUCUAGUCCAACCGCCUAAAAUGCAGGAAUCUCUAUGCAUCCAACCUCUACUAAAAACCUCCAGUGAAGUCCAUUCCACUGCCAAACAACUCUUACAACCAGAAAUUUUUUGCUGAUGCUUAGUUGGAAUAAACUUCCUUGUAACUUGAAGCCAUUAGUUUGGGUCCCACCCUCCAGAGCAGGAGAAAGAAAGCUUGCUCCAUCUUCCAUGUGACAGCCCUUUAGAUAUUUGAAGAUGCCUAUCAUAUCUCCUCUCAGCCUCCUCUUUUCCAGGCUAAACAUACUCGACUCACAACUGUUAUUCAUAAGGCUUGGUUGCCCUUCUCUGCUCACGUUCCAGCUUGUCAAUAGCCUUAUUAAACAGUGGUGCCCAGAACAACACAGGAUUCCAAGUGUAGUCUGACCAAGGCAGAAUAGAGCAGAAUUAUUACUUCCCUUGAUCAGAACACUAUACUUCUGUUGAUGCUGCCUAGAAUAGCAUGAGCUUUUUUUUUGCUGGUGCAUCACGUUCAGCUUGUGGUCUAGUAAGACCCCUAGAUACUUUUCACAUGUAUUGCUGGCAAGCUGGGUGUCCGCCCCGCCCCCAUCUUAUAGUUGUUCAGCUGGUUAUUCCUGCCUAAGGGAAUAGAACCUUGAAUGUGUCCCUAUUGAAAAUCAUUUUGUUAGCUCGGGCCCACUUCUCCAAUUUGUUGAGGUAAUAUUGAAUCCCAAUCUUGGCUUCAGCAGCACUGGCUAUCCAUCUCCGUUGGGCGUCAUCUGCAAAUUUGACAAGCAUCCCCUCAAUUCCUUCAUCCAAGUCAUUUAUAAAGAUGUUGAGCAACAACAGGCUGAAGACAGGACCCUGCAGCAUCUUACUUGCCAUUUUUUCCAGGGUGAUGAGAGACUACAGUGGUGCCUCGCAAGAGGAAUUUACUUCGUCCCGCGAAUCACUUCGUAUAGCGAAAAAUUCGUUUUGCGAAGCGGCUCCCAUAGGAACGCAUUGAAGUGCGGUUUCCCAUAGGGUGACUCACAAGACAAACAAAAUUUUUCAUCUUGCGAGGCACCCUAUGGGACGGGAAAAAAAUGUCUUGCGAAGCGCACCAUAGGAAACUUCGUCUUGCGAGUCUCCAUUGAAAUCGCAAAACGAAAGCGUUUUGUGAGUUUUUCGUCUUGUGAGGCAUUCGUCUAGUGAGGUCUCACUGUAUUAGCGAGCCCUCUUUGGGUUCGGUCAUUCAGCCAGCUACAAACCCAGCUAACCAGUUACCUCAUCCAGCCCACAUCUUACAAGCUUCUGCGCAAGAAUAUAUUUGUCAAAACUAAAAUUAUUUUACUUUUUCAACAACAUGAUGUGCCUAAUUUACAACUUCUUUAGCAUAUAAGAUUGUACUAUUUGGCAUCUUAAUGGAACUUAAGAGCAAUCCUGUGGAUUUUUAAACCCACACCAAUGAAUAGAGCCUACUCCUAGGUAAUUGGCGCUUCAAAAGUAUAAAUGCCAUGCAGUGUGGAAUCCUAUGCCACUGAGUUUGGUUUGGAUAGGUUUGCAACCUUGGUUUUCUACAAACAAAAAACCCUGGAUGCAGGAUCCCCCCCUUAGUAUCUGCAAAUGUCGUAUUCCCUGAAUUUACUAUUUUUCUGGCCUUCACAUUUUUAGGAUAGGUGGGCACCAGAAUGAGACUCCGCAAGCUGAAUCUGAACACAGACAAGACGUUACCCAAGAGCCUGGAUGGCUACCAGUUAAUUUUGCACAAAGUUGUGGGUUUUUUGUGGUGCCUGCCUGAUAUUGUCAGCAAAACGCCAGCCAGAAUACCACCCACCUCCUCCCAAUUCAGGAUGGGUUAAUCCUUUCUGGGUGAAAUCUAUUAAGGUAGAAAAAAAGGUGCAAAUGACCAGUUUACAAUUUUAAGCCCCGAUUUUAUGCACCCCCAAGUUGCAUUCAUUUUAGAAUUGAUGUCAAGAACUGCCUUGCUCAAUCAAAACAAGGUGUAUCUACCAAUACAUUAAUCUGCCUCUUGAGCUCCUCACCAGCAGGGUAUGACAGCAAUAGCCAUUCUCCUGUUCUUUGCACCUGCUGUUCUGAGUGAUUCAUGGAAAUGCCAUUUACCUACCCUAGCUAAUAUAAAGCCACUGAUAAAACUUAAAAAAUAAGAUGAGGUCACAACCACCUUUGAGCAGACAAGCCCCAUGCCAUAUAAAAUAGGGUGCUUGUGCAGCAGAUACUCCUAGCGGAUUUUUGACGAGAAAGGGGGUCAUUACAAUGGGGGGGGAGAAACCUCUCUCGCACAGCCUUUUCUCAAAUGCAGUCGCUUCCCUUCUGCAAUGCACUUAAACAUGAGUCGGUGUCCCUCCGUUCUGUCCCAAUCCUAUAUCGGACUGUCACAGGAGCUUCCUACGAUCCCUCCAACAUUUCUCUCCCCGUCCGCUUGCUUCUACUAUUCUAAUUUACAUGUGAGCAGGUUGGGGGUGGGUGUUCUAAAAAGCAACACCCAACUUGGUUGCCCUGUUUUAUGAGAGGCUCCUGGUGGGUGCCUGUCCCAAUUCUUUGCCAUCCUCUUCCCACCCCCACCCCCAUUGUGGUGUAGAGCUAGUGCAUGUAACUUUUAUAUUAAAAAAAGUCAGUAUUAAGGGAUAUACAAAAUCUUACCAAAAUAAUAUUUUAUUGUCGCUCAUGUACAGUGGCUGGCCACUACAGAGGAUAGGGAAGGGGGCUUCUAUUGAGAGAAGUGCCCUGUCCCACAAACAAGGAUUUGUGUAUUGUCCAUGUUACUUUCUAGUUUCAUUAUUGUAUUUGGUUUUCCAUUGUCGUCUUUUUUUUUUAAAUACAGAAUUUUGUUUUUCUGUUA